Molecule: messenger RNA, 738 nt
Organism: Penicillium longicatenatum
Lineage: Eukaryota; Fungi; Ascomycota; Eurotiomycetes; Eurotiales; Aspergillaceae
Exons: 2
Coding region: 1-738 (245 amino acids)
Source: RefSeq, a predicted model, not a curated record
AUGGCUUCAUCCAAGAACGUGGUAUUCGACAUCGUCGGCACGCUCGUGAGCUACGAUCAUCUUUACAAUGCAAUUGACCGCCGCCUAGGCGACCGUCUUCGUGCUGAGGGUAUCAAGCCCUGGCUCCUAGGUUCAGCAUGGAUGGAAACCGCCGAACGCGAAUACACCAACCUCAGUAUCUCCGGAAGGUAUGCUCCAUACGCCAAGGUUUUUGAGUCCCUCUUCUAUCGCAUCCUCGGUAUGAUGGGUGGCAUUGAGAAUCCGCGUGCUUUUGCUUCCGCUGAGGACCUUGCGCAUAUCAUGCAUGAAUAUCAGUCCCUUACUAUGCGUCCUGGGGCUGCGGAGUGUGUACAGAAGCUACGUGAUGCUGGAUUUACCGUUUGGGCUCUCACGGCUGCGGAUCUGAAGCGUGUUGGGGGGUAUUUCGAGAAAGCUGGAAUUGAGUUGCCAGCUGAGAAUUUGCUUUCUUGUGAUUCGGCUGGAGUUGGGAAGCCGGAUUUGGCGGCGUAUACACCUUUGUUGGAGAGAUUGACUACGGAGAAUGAGGGCAAGAUUCCGUGGUUUGCUGCUGCUCAUAUGUGGGACGUUUCUGCUGCACGGAGGGCUGGAUUCAAGGGGGCAUAUUGUACAGUGCUCGAGCAGGAGGCGUUGACCAAUCUAUUUGGAGAUAUGGAUGUCAUUGGUGAUACGCUGCCUGAGAUGGCUGAUAAGAUUAUUGCCCAUCAGGCAGGCAAUUAA